Messenger RNA from Dermatophagoides pteronyssinus (European house dust mite), 672 nucleotides. RefSeq names its product phospholipase A2 group XII (gene GXIVsPLA2). Gene Ontology annotation, biological process: lipid catabolic process; arachidonate secretion; phospholipid metabolic process. Gene Ontology annotation, molecular function: A2-type glycerophospholipase activity; calcium ion binding. The record is from RefSeq and is a predicted model, not a curated record. Gene Ontology annotation, cellular component: extracellular region. Lineage: Eukaryota; Metazoa; Arthropoda; Arachnida; Sarcoptiformes; Pyroglyphidae.
UUCGACAACAUUAAGUGGUGAAAAAUAACACUCAGAACAACAAUGGAAAGAUCCAGUUUUUUCAUUAUUACUUUAUUAUCAUUAAAUCAGAUUAUUUUAGGUGAAGCUUUUCUCGAAGGUUUUGCCCAUUCCAUAAGUAAUAUGAAUGAACAAUUGUCGAAAUUCAUGGAAGGCUUACAAGAAAGUGUCGAUUCAUGGGCAGAUAAAGUAUUGGAUAAUGCAAAAACCGAAGAAUGUUUCUUCAUCUGUCCAAAAGGUCUGGAUCCAAUGCAUAGACCAAAUUAUACCUAUACGCCUGUCGGUUGUAUCACAUUUGGAAUGCAGGUUAAAGCAGAAGAUUUACCAUCGAAAACAAUGAAAACAUGUUGUGAUCAACAACAACUAUGCUAUCAUCGUUGUAAUUCAACUAAAAUCGAAUGUGAUAAUCGAUUUCAACAAUGUCUACAUGAUCAAUGUAUUGAGAUAAGUCAUGAUAGUAAACAAGUGCUUGUUUGUGAAACAGCAACAAAACUACUGCUAAUGGGAAUAUUAUCAUUUGGUUGUAAGACAUUUAAAGAUGCUCAACGUGAAGCAUGUAUUUGUCCUCCGAUGGAAAAAUCGAUUGUAGCAGAAUUAUAAAAUAAAUGUUAAGAUUAUUACAUUCAUAUCAACAAUAUACUUGAUGAUUGUCAU